AUGACACAAAUUAGAUUAAGUGAUUAUAUAGAUUAUUCAGAAGUAAGUGAAACAGUACUUUAUAAAUUAGAAGUAAUGAUGAAUAGGGUAAAUCAGCAACUAAUAACAGAUGUUUCUGAAAUUAAGAAAUAUUCAGAUAGAGCUAAAGUAUUGGCAUCAAAGAAUAGUGGAUUAGUAACAAAGUACAAUAAGCUGUGUAAGAAAUACAACAAAUUACAAGAAAAGUUAAAAAAGACUUUAGAUAUUCCUGCAGUACUAAAUGUAGUUAAUGGACCUAAAUCAAAAUUAGUUAGUUAUAUCUGUAAGAAAGCAGAAGAUCAAGAUAAACUUAUUGAAGAAUUAGAACUUUAUAAAGAGAAAGUAAACGAGUGUAAAUUUAAACUUUCAUUAUUUGAUAAAAGAGAAAUUAAAUUUAUAAGAGAAAGUCUUAUUAACUGUAAAAAUGAUUUUAUUAACUUUAAUUUAAAAAUAGAAAGUUUAUUUAAUGAUCAGUUAGUUAUUAAAGAAAAUGAAAUGAUUGUAAAAAAUAAUGAAAUUAACAAUGUAACUAAUGAACUUAAUUUUACUAAAAAUCAAUUAAUUAAUAAAGAAAAUGAGUUAAUUAAAUUUAAUGAUAAAAUAAAAGAAUUACUUAACAAAGAAGGUGAUUAUAUUAAUAAUGAAAAAGAUUUAAUUGAAAAUAACAAAAUAAAAACAAAAGAGCUAGUUAAUUUAAGAAAAGAUAUAACUUUUCUUAAAGAAAAUUUUAAAGAUUUUAAUUUGUUAAUUAAUCAAUUAAUUUUAUCUAAUCGAACAAAAAUUGAGAAGCAGUCAAUUUUAAUAGAAAAAUACAGGGGAAUAAAAGAGGCAUAUAUGAAUCUAAAAAAGAAUCAAGAAAAAGAUUUAAAUAAAUAA
Messenger RNA from Hepatospora eriocheir, 894 nucleotides. Lineage: Eukaryota; Fungi; Microsporidia; Hepatosporidae. The record is from the annotation of a GenBank genome assembly.